AUGGAACAAUUCAAGGUAUAUUCUCAUCAUACGCACCAGGUCACACUAUCUCGGCCAUACUAUCUCGACUGGGAAAAUUCCGAGCUUACUGACUGGUUCAUCGGAGGGCUGGAAAGAAGCACGUCAAAUUGGCAAUCCGUCACUCACUUAGUCAUAGGUCACUCCGUCUCUUGUUCUCGUGCUAUCAAUGCGGCUUCCAAACUUACCCAGCUCAAAGUUCUUGGGCUAUACGGUGUUCUCGACGUCUUUCCACAGGACACUAUAUGGACACUCCCAAGUAUCGAAAGGCUGGAUAUAUACGUGUAUGCAAACUACAAAUCCGUGCCCAAUUCGCCUACUAUCUUCGACCUAUUCAAAUCCAGAGUCAUCGCCCCGUCCCUCAUCAGCCUCUACAUCGAAUGUCGCAUCAGUUCAGGCUUUCACAUUGUCGACGAUAUGCUUUCCGCUUUCGCCGAAAAUGUGACGCUGGCAUCGGUUCAGGCAGGAAAUGACCUCUGGACAGAGAUUACCCCAAGCGAAAACCUAUUGCCGCGUCUGAAGCACUUGGAGUACCCCUUCACCUCCUCGAUGCUCUUGCUCCAGGAAACUCUGCGUGUCUCUCGCGUUAAAGUACUGGUCAUCCUCAACUUCAAUGAUCUAUGGAGCUGGGUCGAUGAAGAGUUCAGAACCAUUCUCCGGUAUACCAUCGACGACUUGAGGGAGCAUUGCAAGUCACUAGUGGGCUGUAUAAUUCAUCUAGAACCGGUACGGCGCCCAACUACAAUCAUAUUGGACGAUCUUCUAGUGCAUCCCGAUCACCCAGGAUUCGAGGUAUCCUACUGGGGUAAUGCUAGCGGAUACCUCCUCGAGAUGGUGGAUCAACUUCGUACUCUUGGGGUGCGUUUGAUGGCGCGAGAAUCGUUGCUUUCCGAUACCUAUGGAGCAGAGCCAUUCCUUCAUGCAUUCUUGAAUACUCAGAUGCGACGGGGGAUCAAGGUGUGA
Molecule: messenger RNA, 981 nt
Organism: Serendipita indica DSM 11827
Lineage: Eukaryota; Fungi; Basidiomycota; Agaricomycetes; Sebacinales; Serendipitaceae
Source: the annotation of a GenBank genome assembly